Messenger RNA from Cuscuta epithymum, 1812 nucleotides. The record is from the annotation of a GenBank genome assembly. Lineage: Eukaryota; Viridiplantae; Streptophyta; Magnoliopsida; Solanales; Convolvulaceae.
CAAAGGCCUUUCAGCUUCUCGCGUCUGUGCUUUUUAAAUACACCUGGAAGUGGAUCAAGUUUUUUAAACCAAAGGCUGAUCAACGUAACAACAUUUUCUUUUGCAGACUGCAGUAACUGUGCAGUGUUCAUGGUGGCGGUAAAGAAAGAGCCGGUAGUUGUACCCCUGAAGCUGUUGAUAGAUGAGAAGAAUAAUCGAGUACUGGCCGCGGAGGCUAACAAGGACUUCGUUGAAAUACUCUUCAGCUUUCUCACCUUCCCAAUGGGAACCAUCAUCAGACUCAUCACCUCUGCAAAGGAUGAACCCACAGCUUCUGUAACAAUAGGGUGCAUGAACAAGCUAUACACGGGUAUUCAAAACCUCAGCAGCGAGUACUGGCAGACAGAGUACUGCAAGAACAUGCUUCUCAAUCCAAGAAAUCACCUUGCCCAAUACUGCAAGAAGUUGAAGAUUAACAUUGAUGAUUCUGGGUCCGAAUUGUCUUACGCCUGUAACUACCAGGGCUGUCCCUAUCAUAGCAUGUACAGAAAUGUUAGGUGCUUAUGUGGAAGGGGGAUGACCACACAAGAGAAGCCUUCAGUUGAUUCCAGUUCCUCAAGUAAUCAGGGUGCGGCCUUUCUGACAGGGGGAAUAGAGUUCUUAAUCAGUGACGAUUUACAGGUCAGGCCUGCCUCUCCUGCAGUUUUUGCUGAACUUAUACCCGACCUCGGUUCAGGAGAUUGCAGUGCAAUGCCAAUAAGGGAGAUGCAUCUUGAUGUUUCCAAGGCUCAGGUAAUCAAUCGACCACUGAUAAAUUUGAUAACCACCAUAUUCUAUCUAUUUUUUAGGCAAAUUUAUAGAAAACUCAUUUGGAAAGAUUGAAAUGAGUCAAGUUUUGUCAAUAAUAUAAUUAUAAACUGGUUGCAGUUAAUCUGUCUGCUUGCAUGCGCUCUGGUUUCGGAGUCUCCCUUAAGUGACGUCUUUCUGGCAAAACGGCAAGCGGGAUCUGGCAUAGCUGGAAUCCAAAUGAAGCAGCUGAAACUUGGAACUACUUUUUCAUCCUCACCAGCUGCUGUCCAAGUUAAUCAGAAUGGCCCUAACAUGAAGCUAAAAGUAACUUGCGUCAAGUCUUCAAAAGAGAUAUUGUUUGGUGAAGCGACAGAUGAGUUCUUUGAUUUCUUGUGCACCUUUCUGACCACUCCUAUAGGAUCAAUGAUAAGUGUUUUGGAAGGCAAAUCGGGAUUAACAUGUAUGGACAAUUUGUACAAGAGUGUGGUGUAUUUGGAUCACAAAUGGUUUUGGUUGUCUAAGAAAGACUUGCUCAACCCAGGUAUUGCCAAACAUCAUAACUGCAAGACGCAGCCUCUCAUAUCUAUCAGCCCCUCAUCAUAUUCUAGUAGUUCUUAUCUGAUCAAUCCGAGGGGGAGGGAUAAUUUUUCUGUGGAACCAUCAGCGUUCUUGGUCCCGGAUGAUCUUGAUGUGAAGCCCCUUUCGGGUGCUUCUAGUUUCCUCUUACUCAAGGGUUUGGGCAUUCCCUUCAGCCAGACCGAGGUGCAAUGGGUCACUGUCGGUACUAAAGAGGCUUUGAGCUUACUGAAGGCUGCUCUGACAUCACCAUCAUCAGCUCUUACAAAUGGCCUAGGCCCCUUCUUGCAGAAGCACACACCCUAACUCAGCGAGAGCUUCAGUUUUUCAAAUGGAAACCUACCUUAGUAGUUCACUAGUUUUUCACCAACAUUUCCAUUUUCUAAAAAAUGUAAUUCCAGUACUUGUUUGCUCUCGGGACUGUGCUUUAUGUAAUUCGAGUCCCAACCCAACUUUUUUUCGAAUCCU